Talaromyces atroroseus is the source of this 2205-nucleotide messenger RNA. RefSeq names its product AP-2 complex subunit beta. Lineage: Eukaryota; Fungi; Ascomycota; Eurotiomycetes; Eurotiales; Trichocomaceae. The record is from RefSeq and is a predicted model, not a curated record. Gene Ontology annotation, molecular function: clathrin binding. Gene Ontology annotation, cellular component: membrane coat. Gene Ontology annotation, biological process: intracellular protein transport; vesicle-mediated transport. Bases 1 to 2205 code for a protein of 734 amino acids. The transcript is spliced from 5 exons.
AUGUUCAUCGCCGCCCUCCCCCAUCCAACUUCGUACCAAGGCUCACCAUAUCAUCGCUCGAAACAGGGGAAAGUUGCCGAGUUGCGCAUGGAACUCAACAGCGGAGGCAAGAAGGACAAAAACCAUUCCGCCAAGAAGAUCGCGCUGAAGAAGAUUGUCGCAAACAUGACGAUGAGCAAUAACGACAUGGUCGCCUUGUUCCCCGACGUCGUCGCUUGCAUGACCAUUCCCAGUCUGGAGAUAAAGAAGAUGUGCUUUCUGUUCUUGGUCAACUAUGCGAGAGCGAAGCCGGAUAUUGCCCUCAAGGCUUUGCCGAUCUUGGUCGAUGAUAUGGACGAUCAUAAUCCGCUAGUCCGCGCUCUCGCUCUCAGGACUAUUUCAUAUAUCCAUGUUCGAGAGUUUGUAGAGGCAACUGUUCAGCCCGUGAAACGUUUAAUGAUGGAUAUUGACCCUUACGUUCGCAAAACAGCAGCCUUCUGCGUCGCAAAACUGUACGACCACCACAAGAAGAUGGUCGAAAGCUCGGAUCUGAUUGACCGGCUGAAUAAAAUGUUAAAAGACGAGAAUCCUACUGUCGUUUCGAGUGUUUUGGCCUCUCUGGUGGACAUUUGGGAACGCAGUGAAUCGAUAUCGUUGACCAUCGAUUAUGUCAGUGCGUCCAAAGUGGUGUCUGUCCUGCCGGACUGUUCAGAAUGGGGUCAGACAUAUAUCCUCGAGGCUCUCAUGGCCUAUGUGCCGAGAGAUUCGGCAGAAGCUCUACUUCUGGCUGAACGUAUUGCACCUCGUUUAUCACAUUCAAACUCGGCUGUCGUUCUGACCUCGAUCCGUGUCAUCCUUUACCUCAUGAAUUAUAUUAGUGAUGAAAAACAAGUGACAGCUUUAUCAAAGAAACUGUCGCCGCCACUCGUCACAUUAUUGUCGAAGCCUCCGGAGGUGCAGUAUCUCGCUUUGCGGAACGCAAUAUUGAUUCUGCAGAAACGUCCUGAAGUUCUACGAAAUGAUAUCCGCGUCUUUUUUUGUAAAUAUAAUGAUCCGAUCUACGUCAAAGUCACCAAGCUGGAGUUGAUCUUCAUGCUUGCAUCAAAGGAAAACAUUAGUGUUGUGCUGGCUGAGUUGCGAGAGUACGCGACGGAAAUUGAUGUCCACUUUGUCCGCAAAGCUGUUCGAGCCAUUGGCAAACUGGCAAUCAAGAUUGAACCUGCUGCGCGACAGUGCAUUGACACACUCUUAGAACUCGUCCACGCCAAGGUACCCUAUAUUGUCCAAGAAGCAACCGUCGUCAUCCGCAACAUAUUCCGCAAAUACCCAAAUCAAUACGAAGGGAUCAUCGGAACAGUCAUCCAGAACAUCGACGAGCUCGACGAGCCCGAGGCCAAAGCAGCCAUUAUCUGGAUCAUCGGCCAGUACGCAGACCGCAUCGAAAACUCCGACGAGCUACUCCAAGACUAUCUCGCGACCUUCCACGACGAGCCCAUUGAAGUGCAACUCGCCUUGCUCACCGCAACAGUCAAACUCUUCAUCCAGCGUCCCACAAAGGGCCAACAACUCGUGCCCCAGGUCCUCAAAUGGUGCACCGAAGACACCGACGACCCGGACCUCCGUGACCGCGGAUACAUGUACUGGCGUCUUCUCUCCACCGACCCGGCCGCCGCCAAAGAGAUUGUAAUGGGGGAAAAGCCCCCAAUCACAGCCGAAAGCGAAAAGCUAGAACCAAACACCCUCGAAGAGCUAUGUCUCAACGUCGGCACGUUGGCGACUGUCUAUCUGAAACCCGUGCAACAAGUCUUCCGGUCCGCACGUCCAAAACGUCUAGUAGACAGUCCGGCGCUUGUCAAACGACCCGGCAUCGAGGGUCAAAGAGCUGCAUACGAAGUCACUUCGGUGGGCGCAACUCCCUCUUAUCCCGUCACGACUUCCACUACUACCACCAUGCCUACCACAACAUCAGCCGCACCGAUCUCUCCAAAUACUGCCGCUGCCGCUGGCGAUCUCACUGCAGCCGUCAACGCGGCAGACGCAUACUUUAGUAAUAUUGCGCCUCAGCAGAUGGCCAAUCUGGACCUUGGCGGUCGCGAAGAUAACGGUCUCGGCGGCCUAGGAGGAACAGGGCAGACGAUGCCGUAUGUCGUAAAUCAGAACCAGCAACAGAUUUAUCAACCGCAGGUUCCUGGCGGGGCUGCAGCGGGGGAGUUACUUUUACUUUAG